AUGGCAGCACCGCGGUCUCCCAUGAACCCGACGAUGCCUGCGUAUCACGGUGCCGGGUCAAUUUUGGCCGACGCUCAGCAUGGUCCCAAUCCUGCCCUAUCCGGCGGCCAGCAGUAUCCUCUUCAUGUGCCCAUGGCUCCAGGCGAUGCAACAAUCGGAGGUGUUAUGGGCCAAAUGAAUGCUAUGUCCCUUGCCAGCCCCGUUGGAGCUGGAUACCCGGGACCCAUUGGUCCGGCUUACGUCUUCUCAGACGGCCAGUACAUCUUGGCCCCGGUUGCCAAUGGCCAGCAGCCAGUCGGCAUGAUGGACCCUUCCUUCGGAGGACCUGCGUACAUCGCGGCUCACCACCCGGGCCAGUUCCCUCAUACAGUCGUCACCUACCCCCCUGUCGUCCCUUUCACUCCAGCCAGACCUACUGGUUCAAACGCCCGUUCGGACCGUGCUCACGGAGAGGGACCCCCUCCCCUUGAUAGCGGCCGUCGUGGCUCGUACUCGACGAACGAGUCCACUCCCGCUACACCCUACUACCCUGGCAUGGCGAACCGGGACCAUGGCAGAGUGUCCAUCGUUGGACUGGACCGGUCCACUUACACGACUCCGUCGCCGCAGCAAGGUGCUCUUUUGUCACUCAAUGCUGAUCAUUCUGUCAUCGCUAAGCAGAUCCCAACAGCAAUUGAUCAGAACAUUGAUGAGCUGCUUAAGCAGAGCCCAGCCAUUCCCAAGGCAGUUCCUGCGGUCUUCACCCCCGCGAGCCAGAUCAAGACCCUUGAGCAGAGCCUCGAGAAUAGGAUCCCCGGGAACCGCAAUGUGUAUAUUCGCGGCCUUCACCCCACCACUGACGAUGAGCUCUUGCUCAGAUAUACCCAGAGGUUUGGUGAUGUUGAGACCUCUAAGGCCAUCAUCGACACCGGAAGCGGAGCAUGCAAGGGUUUCGGUUUCGCUAAGUUCUAUGACGUCCGAGAUUCGGAGAAGUGCAUUCGAGGCUUCCAUCGCCUCGGCUAUGAAGUUGGUUUUGCAAGGGAGUCGUUCAAUUCUCGCCUCAAGGCUGAAGGCGAUGACACCUCGACCAACCUAUACAUCUCGAAUCUUCCCAAGCAUAUGACUGAGGUGGAACUCGCUGCCAUCUUCGCUGGAUACACCAUCAUGUCCAGCAAGAUUCUUCGGGACAGUAUGGGAAACAGCCGAGGCGUCGGUUUUGCGCGGUUCGAGAGCCGUGAAAUCUGUGACCAGAUCAUCAAGAGUUUCAACGGCCUUCCCAUUGUGACUGAAGGCAACAACUCGCCGAUGGUUAUGAAUAUCCGAUAUGCUGAUACUCCCGCCCAGAAGGAAUUGAAACGAGUGACCGCGGAGCGACGCCAAUUCCGCACCAACGAGUACAACAUCGGCGCCUAUGGCACCGCCCAUGUCGGCAUGCCUGUCCAGGCAUACGGAAUUCCGACCUCUUAUCGUCGACCCUACCCGGCCACUAUCCCGGGAACUCCUCGUGCUUAUGUCGGAGUUAACAAUGGGGUUACUUAUCGAAGCGAGCGAGGAUCCGGCCAGGCUGGACACCAGUCGGAACGAAAAGCUCCUAUCGCCGAUUGUCCGUCGCCGAAGACUAGCGACGAGGUCAAAGAAGCAGACGAUGACCAAUCUAUUUCUGAGGCAAGCACUUCGCCUUCCCCCUCGGUCAAGAAAGAAGAUAUUUGA
This is a messenger RNA of Scedosporium apiospermum, 1689 nucleotides long. RefSeq lists its product as uncharacterized. Gene Ontology annotation, cellular component: nucleus; ribonucleoprotein complex; cytosol. The transcript is spliced from 8 exons. The record is from RefSeq and is a predicted model, not a curated record. The coding region runs from base 1 to 1689 and encodes 562 amino acids. NCBI's taxonomy places the organism in Eukaryota, Fungi, Ascomycota, Sordariomycetes, Microascales, Microascaceae. Gene Ontology annotation, molecular function: poly(U) RNA binding; poly(A) binding; mRNA 3'-UTR binding.